UGGACCCUGAACCCUAGCGCCCUCAUUUUUCCUCUCCCCGGCUCCAGCAGCCGCCGCGCGCUGCUUCCUCCGGCCCUUUCCCCUCCAUUGCCGCCGCCGAGCUCUACGGCGGCUGGUUGCUCCUUCACUGCCUGGCGCCGGCAUCACCGCCGUGGCAAUCCUCACUGCGCGGCGCGUGCCUGCUGGGAGUUCCGUUUCCCUUCUCUCUCAGUCUCUCCCCUCUCUUGGUCGUCCUACUUCCUUUCCUGGCGGCGACGACUGGGCGAGCGGCGGCGCAAUUCGGUCUUCGCCGGGCCCUUUGCCGGGGACGAGCACACAUCAGUUACAAUAUAUUACCUACUAGCUUCGAUUUUGUUUGCAACAAUUAUCGGAUGUACAUGUGUACACCCAUGUCCUACGCUAGGUCCGCCCUGAGCGGACGUGUGGUUGCUAGGUUAUUGUGCUAAGAUAUCCCCUUUCCGCGGAGUUUAACCACGCUGAUGGGUUCUGGAUACCGAAACCCUGUGACUUGUGUUCCCGAUAGAUAUGCUGCUGAACAGUGACACCCCUAGGACUUGUGUUUCUUGCUGGAGUCACCUUGAAUGGAGGGAGUACAUGAUAAGCUGAAUAUGUUGUAGAAAAGGGAAGUAGAAGAGAGGUAGUUGCUUGGAGAAUAGCUGGUGCCUGUUGGACUUGGGCCAGCCCUCCUCCCCUCUCCACCUCCGCCGCCGCGCUGAGCGCGCCGCCACCCAGAUCCAGGGAGCCAUCCUUCAGCCUCUUGUUGUCGUCUUCCUCCACCUCUCUCUGCGGGUGUCGCCUGAGCGGACUUUGACCGACUGCGUCAGCUGUUUACUGUGCAAUUUCUAAUCAAGGUAUGGGCCUGAGGAUGCAAUCUUUGCUCCGGAAUGUCUGCCAAGCUGGAAGCCAUGGAGCUGCUGCGAGGCUCCUGGAAUUUGCUGCUCCUGUAGCCACACAGAAGGUGGCUACCCAGUCAUCCUCGGCCAUCCAAUACCUCAGGCCUUAUGGAUUCAGUCGUCCAAUCGGGAGUCAGAUCAUUCCCUGUGGUGGUGUUCCUGCCACCUCUGGUUUCUGCGCGAGAGCUCUCCCAAUGAGGGGUUUCUCGGCGGUGGGAAAUGCUGAGGUUGCUUUAGACGAUGAGGAUUCCAGCUCUCCUGCUGUGGCGCACCCCCCAAGGAUCAAGUUCAAGAGGCUCGACAAGACUGCCAGGCACAUUAUGAAUAUCUUGAACAAAGAGGCAGUUGAAAAGGUCCGCUCUGAGAGGGAGAUUCCUGAUGUACAACCUGGAUGUAUCAUUCAAAUGAGAUUGCAAGUUCCUGAGAACAAACGGCGAGAGUCUACAUUGAAAGGGAUUGUGAUAGGAAGGCGUAAUGCUGGGGUCAAUACAACUUUCAGACUGCGUAGAUUAGUAGCUGGUAUUGGAGUUGAGUCUGUCUUUCCACUCUACUCGCCAAACAUCAAAGAAAUCAAGAUCUUGGACAGGAAGAAAGUCAGGAGAGCUAAGCUGUAUUACCUGAGGGACAGGAUGAAUGCACUUAAGAAAUGAGACAGAUUUCAACUUCUUGUUUUCUAGGAUUUUGUCCUGUGGAUUUGCAUGGUUUGAGAAGGUGCAAAAAGUUACAGUUUGUGAAUCGCAUUGUUAUGGUUCCAAUUUUGGAAGGCAUGGUUUGUACUUCCCAUGCUUGGUUUCAAGCAGCAAAAGUGCUAGUAGAGAUGCCGCUUUGUGAUUCAGAAUUAACAUAUGUGGAUCAGUCCUGUCUGAGUUGCAGGUGCUACUGUAGCCUCAGUGCAGAAAUAAUCUUGCUCAGAUCUAUAGCUUCACUUUAUCUUCAACUGUGCCCUUUUGUUUUGCGAGGACAUUCUUGUUACUACCUGUUUGUGGAUGACACAGAAAAGUUGGAAUGGUUCAGCUCA
Messenger RNA from Panicum hallii, 1911 nucleotides. RefSeq names its product 50S ribosomal protein L19, chloroplastic-like. Gene Ontology annotation, cellular component: ribosome. NCBI's taxonomy places the organism in Eukaryota, Viridiplantae, Streptophyta, Magnoliopsida, Poales, Poaceae. Gene Ontology annotation, biological process: translation. The record is from RefSeq and is a predicted model, not a curated record. The transcript is spliced from 8 exons. Gene Ontology annotation, molecular function: structural constituent of ribosome. The coding region runs from base 854 to 1543 and encodes 229 amino acids.